UCCUGUGUUUGCGUUGUUUGUACCAUUUUAUUCCUCCAUUCCAAGAGUGCAGGUGACACAAGUAUUAGGCCACUUUUCUAUCACAAACAAGACGCUGGUCUAUAUACUGGGUUUACAGCUCUUAACAUCUGGUUCCUACAUCUGGAUUUUAGCCUUAAGUGGAUUGGUUUCUGGGAUUUGCUACAAUAGCAGUACAUUAAAAGUUCAUCGAAUUCUUUGUGUACCCAGCUGGGUAGCAAGGAUAUUUUCUUGGACUCUUGAACCAAUCUUCUCAUCUGCGGAACCAACGAAUGAAGUUCGAGUGGGAAUGGGAGCAACAGUUGACAUCCAGAGGCAGCAGAGAAUGGAGUUACUGGAUCGUCAGAUCAUGAUGUCUCAGGUUGCCCAAAUGAGGCGGCAAAGGCAGCAGCAGGGUGGGAUGAUUAACUGGAAUAGACUGUUUCCUCCUUUGCGUCAUAGACAUAACGCGAAUUAUCAAGAUCAUCACCCAUCUGAUCAAGACACACCUCCACCUACCGAGGUUUCUGAAGAGCAGGUUGCACGACUUAUGGAAAUGGGUUUUUCCAGGGGAGAUGCUCUAGAAGCUCUGAGGGCUUCAAAUAAUGACUUAAACGUAGCCACUAAUUUUCUACUGCAGCACUGAUGGUUUUCUGUGUGAAGGAACUUCCCUCAGUGGGUUUGUACACGUCUGAAAGAGGAUCAAAGCCACCUGCUGGACAGACUCACGAAGGUCCUACCCACAAGAGCGUCAGAAAAGAGAAACUGGCUCCCCGUGACCAGUGAUUCAAAGUGAUGUUCAGGAAUGACGUGAACUGUUCCCAAGCCUUCAGAUCACUUGGUGGUUUCUAGUCUGGUUAUCCUUUUCAGAGUAACUUUAGUUUCUACUUAUUACUGGAUAUCACAUAAAUUUAUUUUUAAAAUAAAGUAGGUGGGGUUUUGUUUUUUCCUUGUAAAUCCUUGUUAAACAUGUUAUCAGACUUAAUGACUAGGAAGAGAAGCUCCAACAACCACAGCGACUAGAUUUACCCAUGAAGAAAAUUUGUAUUUUCUUCAUUUACCAGUCUAAUUUCUCUAGCUUACAUGUUAUUUUACAGGACUUGAUUAUUGAUUACAGUCAUAAGAGUUUUGAAGAUCACUUCAUUUUCAACUCAGUAAAAGGUUAUGGGACGACUGUGUCAUUCUUCAGAAAGUUUUAUUAAUGCCUGUAAUAUUUUCUCUCUUGAAAUCCUUUUUAAAUAAAAGUUGCUGUUCAGCACACCAUA
Molecule: messenger RNA, 1262 nt
Organism: Eurypyga helias (sunbittern)
Lineage: Eukaryota; Metazoa; Chordata; Aves; Eurypygiformes; Eurypygidae
Product: ubiquitin-associated domain-containing protein 2
Exons: 5
Coding region: 308-643 (111 amino acids)
Molecular function (GO): protein binding
Source: RefSeq, a predicted model, not a curated record